Molecule: messenger RNA, 1149 nt
Organism: Neurospora crassa OR74A
Lineage: Eukaryota; Fungi; Ascomycota; Sordariomycetes; Sordariales; Sordariaceae
Exons: 5
Coding region: 1-1149 (382 amino acids)
Source: RefSeq, a predicted model, not a curated record
AUGCCCAGAGGCAAAGCCGGCACCGGACGACCCAGGCCGAUCUUCAAAGGGCUCAACGUAGCCCUCUCCGGCACCUUCCACGGCCAAUGGACGGACACGAACAUCUCCAGAUGGGUGAAUCUCCGAGCCGGCACGUUCAGCUGGCGGAUGAGUGAAGACGUGACCCAUCUUGUCUGCACAAAGGAAGAAUUUGACAAGAAGGGUCCUAGAGUCAAAGAAGCACUGGCACGCGCGUACAAAAAGGACAAGAAAUGUUAUCUCGUCUCCUUGGACUGGCUUGAGGAUUCGAUCCAUGAAACAAGACGGCUGUGCGAGGACGAGUUCUCGCAUGUGGCUACGCUUAAGGCCUUGAAGAAUAAGGCUAGGCUGGAGAAGAAGAUUGCGAAGGGCGUGGAGGAGGAGAAUAGGGCAGUGAACCAGAACCUCUACCGCGUCUAUUUCGACCCGACCGACUUCUUUGAAUACAACAUUAUUCUAGCAAGGGAUGGUGAGGAAAUGGGCAUCACUGGUGAGAGAUACGUGGUCAAGCUGUACGAAUCCAACGCCCUCCCUCAUCUAUACCACGUGGGCGUCAGGUACUACAAAAGCAAGAAGGACACCAUGCCGAAGCUCCACCGCCUUACCGAAACCCCGGGUGAUUUUCAGCGGGAAUACGAAUCCUUCAAGCGCUUUUUUGAGAUCAAAGUCGGAUAUCCAUGGGACGAGAGACUGGUCAGGGGCGUGGGAAGUUUGGGAGCGAAGUUCUUUUCCUAUCAACCACCAACGGGUGGUAAACCAGUUGGCUGGGUUCCACAAGAAUACAUUCCCAAGGAGCCAACUGCGCCUCACGAGGCAGAAGACAACACCGGCUCGGAGUCUGUGCCGAGUGAUCAACCUGCCAUGACACUCAACUCUGGAGUUACUCAUGAAGAGGAACCUACCACUUCUGCACAGGAAGGAAGUCAAGAUCAAACGCAUCAGAACGACCAAAGUCAGCAUCUUGAAGAGGCUCAGUACACUGAUUCUCCUCAUACGCCCCAGCAUGACAGGCGGGAGACUUCAGAGGAAACAACAGAAAAUAUGCUGCCCACACAAAAAGCAGACUCCACCGGAGAAAACGCAACAGUCACCAUAAUGCCAGUGGUGGACAGGGAGACACAGGUUUUCUAA